Molecule: messenger RNA, 1540 nt
Organism: Trichechus manatus latirostris (Florida manatee)
Lineage: Eukaryota; Metazoa; Chordata; Mammalia; Sirenia; Trichechidae
Gene: MRPS5
Product: mitochondrial ribosomal protein S5
Exons: 12
Coding region: 93-1385 (430 amino acids)
Biological process (GO): translation
Cellular component (GO): ribosome
Molecular function (GO): RNA binding; structural constituent of ribosome
Source: RefSeq, a predicted model, not a curated record
CGGGUUGAAGCCCGCCAUUUGACGAGGACCAGUCGCGGAAGGCAGAGGGGAAGGCUGCCCCGGGCGGAAGACCAGGGCUGUCCGGCUCCACCAUGGCUGCCGCGGUCCGCGCCGCGCGCUGCCUUCCUGUUCUGUGCGGCUUGCCGGCCGGUCAUUUAUGGGCCAGGCAGCUUUUCCUAAACACUUUUCCAACAACUUCCAUUUUGGCGUUCAAGACUGCCAUCAGCAGCGGCCCUUUGUCAUCUCCGGGAACCAGAGGCAACCAUCAUUACGCCAGCUUGACCCAUGCGCUGCAGACACAAUGCUGCAUUUAUUCUCCCAGUAGCUGGAUGGGCCAACAGUAUAGACCCUAUAGUUUCUUUACUAAAUUGACAGCAGAUGAGCUCUGGAAAGGUGCUUUGGCAGAGACUGGUGCUGGGGCAAGAAAAGGAAGAGGCAAAAGAGCUAAGAAAAGGAGAAGAAAGGAUUUGAACAGGGGCCAGAUCGUUGGUGAAGGCCGUUCUGGUUUCCUCUGGCCUGGUCUGAACGUCCCUCUUAUGAGAAAUGGAACAGUGCAGAGCAUUGCCCAGAGAAGCAAGGAGGAGCAGGAGAAGGUCGAGGCCAGCAUAGUCCAGCAGAGAGAAGAGUGGGAACGGAGGAAGAAAAUUAAGGUUAAACGGGAGCGAGGAUGGAGCGGGAACACCUGGGGAGGCGUCAGUCUUGGCCCCCCUGACCCUGGUCCCAAUGGAGAAACAUAUGAGGAUUUUGAUACCAGGAUACUUGAGGUAAAAAAUGUUUUCAAUAUGACAGCCAAAGAGGGAAGAAAGAAAUCAGUCCGUGUGCUGGUAGCUGUGGGGAACGGAAGAGGCGCCGCAGGUUUUGCCGUUGGGAAGGCUGCUGAACGGAUGGACGCUUUCAGAAAAGCAAAGAACAAAGCAGUUAACUUUUUGCAUUACAUAGAACGCUACGGAGACCACACGAUCUUCCAUGAUGUUUCCUUAACGUUUAAAAGGACGCAUAUCAAGAUGAAGAAACAGCCCAGAGGUUACGGCCUCCGCUGCCAUCGGGCCAUCAUUACCAUGUGCCGACUCAUUGGCAUCAAAGACAUGUAUGCAAAAGUGUCUGGGUCCGUCAAUAUGCUCAAUCUCACCCGGGGCUUCUUCCAUGGACUCUCCCACCAGGAGACUCAUCAACAGCUGGCUGAUAAGAAGGGGCUCCAUGUUGUGGAAUUCCGGGAGGAGUGUGGCCCUCUGCCCAUCGUGGUUGCCUCCCCACAGAGCGCCUUGAGAAAGGACCCAGAGCCAGAAGACGAGGUUCCUGAUACCAGACUGGACUGGGACGACGUGAAAACUGCGCAGGGCAUGAAGCGCUCUGUGUGGUCAGGGUUAAAAAGAGCCGCCACCUGAGCGUCCACCCCUCUGGCCUUACCGCAGCAGUGUCUGGCGCUGCCGAGCACCUGGCAGAGACCUAGCGCCUCACGCCUUGGCACCCCACGUUGGUGUUUUUAAGAAAAGGCCAACCUUAUGUCCUUUAUUUACAAAGAAUAAAUAAUUACAACUUU